GAACAAAUAAUGAGAUGUCUUUGGUUGAAUUUAAUAACGAAAUAAAAAAACAAAACAUUAAUUUGGCGUGUUUUUGUCAGCGAUAUGUUUGAACGAGGUGCACCUGAAGGCACCACUAACCUUUAGUAAGAAAAGCAGCCGCACAUAUUCUCAGUCAGUCUGGCCACCGGGAACGUGAACGUUUCCCUGGGCUCUAUUUUCAGGAUUGUGGGAGCUGUAGCUGAACCGGUUGUAGAGCUUCUUCCCACACACAGCUCUGUUCCGGUUAACGCUCGCACGCGGGUUUAGUUUUAAAUGCAGAGGAGGGUCCGGCGGAGUCUUGGAGCUACAGCUGCGGAGGGGCGACACACCAGCCGGAGCUCCACGUUGGGUUUCCCCGGAUGGAGUGAAACCUGGAUAGACGACCAUCAACCUGCCGCGAGUUCCUGCACGGAAACCAAUAGAUGAUAGAGGAUACCAUGACCCUGCUGUCGCUGUUGGGUCGGAUCAUGCGUUAUUUCUUGCUCAGACCGGAGACUCUGUUCCUGCUGUGCAUCAGCUUGGCUCUCUGGAGUUACUUCUUCCACACGGAUGAAGUGAAGACCAUCGUCAAGUCCAGCAGGGACGCGGUCAAAAUGGUCAAGGGGAAGGUGGUGGAGAUGAUGCAGAACGAGCGCUUCGGUGGGCUGGACGUCCUGGACGCUGAGUUCUCCAAAACCUGGGAGUUCAAGAGCAACAAUGUGGCGGUGUACUCCAUCCAAGGCCGGCGGGACCACAUGGAAGACAGGUUCGAGGUGCUCACGGACAUCGUCAACAAGAGCCACCCGUCGAUUUUUGGGAUUUUUGACGGCCAUGGAGGAGAGGCUGCUGCUGACUUUGCGAAAGCUCACCUGCCCGAAGCUCUGCGCCAGCAGCUACUGACCUACGAACGGGGGAAAGAGCGAGACCGAGACAAAGACAAGGAGAAAGACGAGAAAAAGGAGGAGGCCAGCUUUUCCUAUCCCACCAUCCUGGAGCAGCAGAUCCUGACGCUGGACAGAGACAUGCUGGAAAAACUUUCUGCCACUUACAACGAAGCAGGCACCACAUGUCUGGUGGCUCUGCUCUCUGAUAAAGAGCUGACUGUGGCGAACGUCGGAGACUCUCGUGGAGUUCUGUGUGAUAAAAACGGCAAAGCCAUUCCCCUAUCGCAUGACCACAAACCGUACCAGCUCAAAGAACGCAAGAGGAUCAAGAAAGCCGGUGGAUUCAUCAGUUUCAAUGGCUCGUGGCGUGUUCAGGGCAUCCUGGCCAUGUCUCGAUCCCUGGGCGACUACCCGCUGAAGAAUCUGAACGUGGUGGUUCCCGACCCCGACAUCAUGACCUUUGACCUGAACAAGCUGCAGCCUCAGUUCAUGAUCCUGGCGUCAGACGGCCUCUGGGAUACUUUCAGCAACGAGGAGGCGGUUCGCUUCAUCAGGGAGAGACUCGAUGAGCCGCACUUUGGCGCCAAGAGCAUUGUCCUCCAGUCUUUUUAUCGGGGUUGCCCUGACAACAUCACCGUAAUGGUGGUGAAGUUUAAAGCCAAGAGCGGAGAAAAGAAGUAGACCGUCCCGCCCACGGCAUGUAUACAGUAUGACGGUUUGAAUUCAUUUAAGGUGGAAGAUUUAAAGCUGCUUUUUGAACAAGAACUAUUUAUAUCGUAGGUAUUUACUGCAGUUUGCUCUUAAAGCUCACCUGAAACACCUUUUCUCUUUUUAACCCUGCGAGUGACACAACGCAACAACUACUCAACUGUGUAUGAGUGCACUGGAACAAGUGGAGGUCAAAUAAAGACAGUAUUCUCGUUGAAAAAAAAUGUAUAAUUUCACUGUAAAGCAAACCCGACUGAGAGAUUUAAACAUUGUUAAUUCCUUUUUUGUCAUUUUGUUACCUGUAAUAUUCCAAAAUUCGUUUUCUUCAUAUGCAGUGACAAAUUGUGUAUUUAAGUGGAAGAAAUGAUGCAAACUUUCAUAUGUUACAUCGUCAUUAUUUAGCCUUAUGCAUGAUAAAUGGCAAAUAUGAGAUUUGUUUCUCUGCAGCAGAGUCUGUACAAGACUUGUUGCACAAAGAAAACUAUAGAUGUUUCUGUUUCUUUUUGAUUAUUUUUUUUUCAUGACUGCUAACAUAUAUAUAUUUUUUAAUUUCAAAUCUCCUUUUAUUUAAAGCUUGUUAGACUUGUAAAGCUGAGCUGCUCCACCAACCUUUUAAGAAACACAAAGAUCAAGACCCAAGUGAUGAAUGUUAUUGUAUACUCUAAUAACAGAGGAUCAGGGGUCUCAAACUCAUUUCAUUGUUUGGCUCCACUCGCCUAAUUUCCUUAACUUGACUUAAAAAAAAAAAAAAAAAAAAAAACUAGUUCUUGCCCAUAUUAUUAUUACUUUUGAUUGUAAAUGAUUAUGUUACAAUGAAAUCUAAGUAAACAGAAUUGUUGUUUUUAGUAACAAAAAUAAUUGUGAAAGUAGAGAAGAUGGAGGUUCCGAGCUGUGGAAAUCAUGAGACAAGAAAAGAUUUGCAGUAAAGGAAAAAGAGGGAAAGUAUUUUAAAAUCUGAAAGUACUUUAUGUUACACUUUUUUUUUUGGUAGAAGUUGAUUCUAUCUGAAAAUAAAGAGCCAAAAGCAUAUUGAGAAAUUUCUUACAAAUUCUAAUAUAUUCAGUUUUAUUUUUAGCACAGAAUUAAAUUCAUAUUUGUAUUUUAAACUUGUUACAGUAAGUAAAAGCUGACAUUUGUCUCCAGUAGGAAAUGGUCAGUUUGCACCAUUUCUUAGAUCGUAAAAUGUUUUAUUUCAUUUUUUUUCAUCUUGUAUUUUAGGGUAUAUGAUAAAAAAAAAAACUCUUUUUUCUGUUUUUUGUAUCCCUCAAACAGUGUUGUGGCCUUCCAAUGAAAUGACAUUGAUUUUGAAACCCCGCUGUAUUCAUAGAAGCUUAAUUUAGAUUAUUUUCCAACACGAAUAAGGUCAUAAAGCAGUCAAAAUCAUAAUUUGUAGUUUUCAUUUUUUCUUGGACAGAAUUUUUAUUUAAUGGCUAAGAAAGCAAUCAUCCAUAAUGACAUAAAUUGCAUAAUUUUUUUUUUAAAUAAACUUUUUCUGAUUUUAAUCUUCUUUUUUUUAAACUGCAUCAUUUUAAAUAAAUAUACAUAUUUUUUUCUUGAACUGUUUAGUUCUUCUGAUUGAUUCCGUUUUUGGUUAAGCGUUCUUUUAUUUUUUCAGUACAUUACAAACUGCAUUUGUUUUUUAUUUUCUCUUAAACUGGUGAAAAUAUAUCAGAUGUUUGAAUGAAGUUGCCUUAAUUUUUUUUUUUUUUUUUUCUGCCAAAACUACUUGUCAGCUAAAUGCAUAUGAUCGUGCAGGGCAGGAUGCACGCUCUCGGUCUGUACCUCAGUCAUUCAGAUAUCAUGGAGUGAAUGUGUUCAUGAAACCUAAAGAUGAAUGUAAAUAGCGUCCUCACGUGAAUACCAGCUCUACCCAGACACACACAGACGCCCCUGAUCCUGAGCGAACUGCAGAGAUGUAUAUACGUCCAGAUAAAACUGUUAGUGCUUAUUUUUAGGACACAUUUACCCAGAUCAUGUAAUGAUGUACCCCACUGAAUGUUUCUUGCAUUUGUUAUUUGUUUGGGUGACUUUAAUACAUGACUGCUAACAUUCUAAGAAACUGAACAUUUCAAAUUUGAAAACCACCAAAGUGACAUAAUAAAUGAUUGUCACUCUUGUGGAGUUUUUUUAUAAGUUAAAAAUUAAGGUAACUAUUGAAAUGGAUAUUGCAAAGUCAGAAAAAAACAAGAUUUGUUCAUCAAUAUUGAGACAUAACCAUGACAAAAUAAAGUUUGUAUGAAAUUCA
Molecule: messenger RNA, 3837 nt
Organism: Oryzias melastigma (Indian medaka)
Lineage: Eukaryota; Metazoa; Chordata; Actinopteri; Beloniformes; Adrianichthyidae
Gene: ppm1lb
Product: protein phosphatase, Mg2+/Mn2+ dependent, 1Lb
Exons: 5
Coding region: 444-1565 (373 amino acids)
Biological process (GO): protein dephosphorylation
Molecular function (GO): cation binding; protein serine/threonine phosphatase activity
Source: RefSeq, a predicted model, not a curated record